Aspergillus nidulans FGSC A4 is the source of this 2368-nucleotide messenger RNA. Its product is annotated as putative cell cycle checkpoint protein Rad17. The transcript is spliced from 2 exons. The record is from RefSeq and is a predicted model, not a curated record. Bases 47 to 2347 code for a protein of 766 amino acids. Gene Ontology annotation, cellular component: nucleus. Lineage: Eukaryota; Fungi; Ascomycota; Eurotiomycetes; Eurotiales; Aspergillaceae. Gene Ontology annotation, biological process: DNA repair; chromatin organization.
CUUGCAUAUUCAUCAUCUUCAAACAGAUAAUCUUCCUUGGCUUCUCAUGAGAAACCAUAAGACACAACAACUGAGCGAUACAACAGUGUGCGGAUUACUUCAGAGCGCGAGCGAGCCGAAUUAUUCGCACCGGCGAUGGCCAAACUCUCAGAUGCCAGGUAGCGCAGGGACGGCAGAUGUGGAUGAUAACGAAGACUCGAUCGAAGAUGAUUAUGACUCAUAUGACGACUUAUUUACCCAACAUUUCACCGACGAAAAACUCUCUCACCUCGACGGGAUAAAAGUCGCGCCCCGGCCGCAAAACAGAGCCAUCUCUCCAAUAGGCAAUGCAAAAGACCAGACUGCGAAAAACGCCAAACAUUUCUUCUGGAAAUCAGUAUCUCCUUCAAAUAAUGAGUUACCGAACCCCACCCCGUCGGAAAAAGGGGCCUUGCCUUGGGCACAACGAUAUGCUCCCCUCAACUUGGAUGAACUGGCAGUUCACAAACGUAAGGUUGGCGAUGUCGAACGAUGGCUGAGCGAUGCGCUCGAAGGGAAAACUCGAAAGAAUUUACUCAUUCUCAGAGGACCGGCGGGAAGUGGGAAAACCACCACCAUCUCACUACUAUCCAAGAAGUUAAGAUUUGAUGUCCUGGAGUGGAAAACUCCUUCAACCGUCACGUACUCCUCCAAAGAUUAUGUUUCAUUCGGGGCCCAAUUUGAUGGAUUUCUGAGCCGUAGUCAUAUAUUUGGCAGCCUAACCUUGGACGGUCACCAUAGCUCACAGGUCCCUCUGAACAACGACCACGCUAGUCAGCGGCGUGUCAUCCUCAUUGAAGAAUUUCCAACGAUGGCUGCACGGAAUACUACAGUUUUGGCUUCUUUCCGGCUGUCAAUUCUACGAUAUCUCUCCUUGAAUGGGCCACAUGGUGGAAACACGUACGGUAGAGAAGUAAGGGUACCGCCUAUCGUCAUGGUUGUGUCUGAAACUUUUUCAAGCACGGAGUCCUCAUUCAAUAAUCUGACAACCCAUCAAUUACUUGGUCGCGAGCUCUACAACCAUCCAGAUACCACUAUCAUCGAGUUCAACAGCAUUGCGCCGACAUUCAUGCACAAAGCUCUAAACCUCGUCUUGAAAAAAAGCUCCUGUCAGCCCUGCGGCAAUCAAACGCUGACUCAGUCCAUUAUUGAGAACAUUUCUAAGAUUGGAGAUAUCCGGAAUGCGAUCGCGUCAUUGGAAUUCAUUUGUCUAGGUAAUGGCAAUAAAGGCUACUGGAGCGAUCCCACUGUCAAAACUAGGCGUACAGCUCGAACUCGCAUGAAGAAUACCGCUGUUGGAAGUGAGAUGCGGGAGGAAAUAGCGCAAAGAGAAGCAAGUCUAGGACUAUUCCAUGCAGUCGGCAAAAUCAUUUACAACAAGCGAAGUGAUGCAUCUGAUGCCGAACACGUGCAGUUGCCCUCUCCUCCAGAUCACCUCCGUGACCAUGACCGGCCGACAGUCUCUAUGGUACAUGUUAAUGAACUGUUAGAUGAGACGGGCACCGACAUCCAAUUGUUCAUUGGCACGUUACAUGAGAAUUAUGUUCCAUCUUGCAAUGGUUCUUCGUUCACCGAAUGCUUGGAAGGUUGCAUAGGAUUCUUAUCGGACAGCGAUAUGCUUUGCUAUGACCGAAAGGAUCGUAGCAAGUUCCAAGCUGGUCUUGGGAUUGGUACCGUAAAAAUCGAAACUGGUGGCGUUGAUGUACUGCGGCAAGAAGAGAUAAGCUACCAAGUAGCUGCGCGCGGCCUACUCUUCUCUCUUCCUUAUCCCGUGAGAAGGCAGUUGUCAUACGCCAGAAACAUAAAACAGGCGGGUGACUCUCACAAGGUUUUCUUUCCUCCCGUCAUCCGGCUUGUUCGUCAGCUCCAGGAAAUCAGUAAUCAAAUAGAUUCGUGGAAAGACGCCUUGCUCAGCUCAACCGUUCGGCCAACUGCUGUCCCGAUGAAAGAUCAUACAACUCGCGAGUUUAUCUCUGGAAAAGGUAAAAGUCUCCAAGGUAAUCGCGAUGAGGAAUCGCCAUCACUUGUUGCAAUGCUCUCGCGCAGCGACUUGAUCCUUCAUCAGUUACCCUAUCUGACAAAGAUUGUUGGCAAAGGCACGAUGUCAAAAAACCUACAGCAAAGCACCGGGUUCGGAGCUGGGGGCUCAGACUUCACCUCACAACAUGACGAGGAUUACGAUUUCGAGCCAUCCUUUUGUGAAGCCCCAGGCCCCAAGUCUAGACUUGAAAAGAGGAUUGGACUGUCUGAACCGCAGACAACCUUGUCCUCCCAAACAACCGAUGAACGGCUUGUUCUCAGCGAUGACGAUAUUAUAGAUGACUUGUAAUAAUGAUAUUCAAGAAUCUAG